CACAGCUCCUGUUUGGUAGUGAAGUAAGUGUAGCCCUUUGGAGCGAAUGUGUCCCAGACUCAAGUCGCAAUGUCAUACUCUUAUGGUUUGUUAUGGAACCCCUUCGUUAGAUGAAUCCAAUGACUUCUACUUAGUGUCGUUUCCACGCAUCAAGCAGAUGGUUAGGCAAUUCGGAAAAAUAAAGUCCCUGCGAAGCUUAGCCUCCGUAUAGAUGCUGAGCGGAAACCCUGUCAACUUGGUGACGCACGCAGCGCAAGACGAAAAUGACCCCACGACCGCACCGCGGAACAGAGAGAAAGACAGACCUCUUGCAUGAGCGAUUUACUGACCCAGCAAACUGUGAUACAGAUCGGCAAACCCUCUUAUUUAUGACACAAAUGAGUCACCACGUCGAGUAUGAUGUGUUGCUAUCGAAAACGUGCUGCGUAGACACACUGCGAAUGCCGCGCGGCGUAGCUCUGCGAUCGCCUAUGCGAUAAUGGAGUUCGUGCCUCGGGUGUGUACUUUCACGGUAUCACUUGACGUUCCCAAAAUGAUAAUAUGCUUUAUCUGUGUAUUUAUUCUGUUUCCCGAUUCAUCCACAUCUUCACGGAAAUUGAUGAUCUGACAUCACUUCGUGUUUGGUUUUCAGUACCUUAUGGAACGAUGCUGCGGCCUGAGUUUCCGAAUUUCCCUCACUGCUUUCUUCCAAGUCAAUACACUGGCCGCUGAGCUAUUGUACCAGGAGGUCGCCAGAUUCGUUACAGGUGCUUACGACCUACGCCAUGGCAGGGAUGGUGACCUUGUUACGCCAGUGGAUCGCGAGGCGAAGACGGAGGCCAACGACGAUUCCAAAUGCCAGUCAGUGUUGCUGGACGUGUGCUGUGGCACGGGCACAAUCGGUCUUUGCUUGUCGAAGCACUUUGACCGUGUCAUUGGCAUUGAACUUGCUCAGUCUGCGGUGGAAGAUGCAAGGCAGAAUGCCAGACAGAACAAUAUUGAAAAUGUACAAUUUUACUGUGGCAGAGCCGACAAGAUACUACAAGACGUGAUUAGCACUUUGCCCACCGAUUGCAACAUCGUGGCUGUUGUGGAUCCACCGCGCUCGGGGUUGCACAACGUGGUCAUUCAGUGCCUCCGACGCUGUGCGCGGCUGCAACGCAUUGUUUUUGUAUCAUGCGACCUCGAUGCAGCUGCGAAAGACUUCAUCGACUUCGCUCGUCCGACCUCAAAUCGUUUCGUUGGUGCUCCUUUUGUUCCUGUGGUCGCAAAAGCAGUUGACUUGUUCCCCCAAACACGUCACGUUGAGGUGAUAUUGCUUCUUCAGCGUGUUAGCGAAUAA
This is a messenger RNA of Dicrocoelium dendriticum, 1321 nucleotides long. The record is from the annotation of a GenBank genome assembly. Lineage: Eukaryota; Metazoa; Platyhelminthes; Trematoda; Plagiorchiida; Dicrocoeliidae.